Molecule: messenger RNA, 5593 nt
Organism: Daphnia magna
Lineage: Eukaryota; Metazoa; Arthropoda; Branchiopoda; Diplostraca; Daphniidae
Source: RefSeq, a predicted model, not a curated record
ACUGUUCAGUCUUCCAUUUGGCGUCGUAGACGACACACUACACACAAAUUGUAGCGUAAUGCUGUCCCUUAUUUUUUUGAAAUUAUUAAAUCUACUGGUUCUACCAACAACUUGUUGAUUCGUGUGAUUGACAACGUGACACUGUGUCGUUUCUAAAAAAACGUUUUGUUUACGCAUUAUCACGCGUGGUGUUUUUCGUGUUGUGAUCGAAAGAAGUUUGCAGUCACGUUGCCUGCAAAAAACGAGACUGUGCGAACACGAUGGUGGACUGUGGUGACCCACCAUUGAAAAAUAAAAGCCCGCCAUAUUUACGUCGUGUUCAGUGUUUCGUGGUGGUGACAAACGCAAAGAACAUCGUUACCAACAUACGGGCGUGGUGAUUCUACCGGAAGGUACGAGAAAAGAUUCUUGGCCGCGUGUAAGAACAUUAAAGAGAAAUCAGAGUGAGGCACUGGAAAUGGUUGCCAACGAAAUUGCUGGCUCUGGACAGGUGGAUGUCUUCCUCGGAGGCGGUAGCAGGUGGACAACAUCAUCUACUGACUUAAGAAUAACUUCGACGUGCCACACGAGUAGACUGUCGGGCGUAACGGUGGGCGUAGGAUCGACGGCGUCGGCGCCAACGACGACGCCACCCGGCGGCGAUACGCUCAACUUAAGCCAGCACCGCUACGGACCUGACUACGCGGCGGACAGACAUCGCACCACGGCCGUUCAGGGGUGGACGGACACGCGCCCACAGUCGGCCGACAUUGGCCCGUCAGAGACGGACGAGAAAGGUCUUGCUCAGCACAGAUCCAAUAGUUCUUCCAUUAGCCGCCAGUCGAACAAGGCGAAUCAAUCGCUUGAAGAUUGCGGCCAUAGUGCAGUGCGUGGUGAUAUCUCUUGUUCCAGCGACGUGGCCCAAAUACGGAUUAGUGUCUGUAGUGGAUUACUUGACCAAUCGGCUCAUGGCGAGGAUUUGAGUGCGCCAGUGAUCGAAACGGAGGACGAGCGGCUGCGGAGUCAUAACAUCCGCGCUGGUGUCGUUAAUGAUGCCCUGGAUGCUUCGCCGGACGACCAGCAGCACGACGACAAGAUGCCGCGCCAGUCAUCGCAUUACGAUUGCGGCUCGGUUACGCAACAACACGCACAAUGGAAGACGCAGGGAGAAGGUGACGAAGGCAACACGGUUUCUACAUCGCCUUCCGGCGGAGUGAUCGUUGGAGGCGUACCGCUGAAAUCGGCACUUAAAAGGCCUCCCGUUGCACGUUGUGGCGGAGUGGCCGGAUCGUUGCAGCAUCUGCAGUCGUUGCGCAAAAAGGCUCGCGUCCGAUUUAACGAGGCGCUCAACACUUUCCUCGAGUGCGAUUACGUCAUUUACGUGGACGACGACGAGUAUGACCUCUUGUACCAUUUGGAUGCGGUUGCGGCAGCUGCCGCCGCUGUUCAAGCCGAAGCUGAAUUAGCGGAUCCGGCCACCACGGCAACUGCGAAGGAACAGCCUCAAUUAGUCAACGUUCGCUCGUUUGAACUUCAGUUGCCCGAGACGUCAGUGACGUCGACUUGUGUCAGUCAUGGGACCAUCACGCCCGCGUCUUCCGCCCUUUCCACUGGGGAUGCUGGAACGUUAAGUCCGCCCGAUGGUUACAAGGAUGCAGCCGCAUUUUACGCCGCUGCUGCCGCCUUGGUCGAUCUGGAAAACCAACAUCUUUCCGGCUUCACCGACGAUGGCGUAGAUCCAUGGGAGUCUGAAGACUACGAUGAUGAAGAGGCUAUGGCUGACGAGGCGGAAGCGUUCGACAACGGCUGGGUGGAAGCUCAGACGGCGGAUGAAUCGCCAAAAAUCGAAGCAAAUCGGCAAGAGCAACUACAACAAGAGGCAGCCAGUGAUGGAAGUGAAGCUGCAGAUUUGGUCGUCCCUUUGCCAGAUCCGCCACGUACGGGCAUUCUCAAAGGAGGCAAAUUAUGGCGAGGAGCCGUCAAUAACAACAACAGCAACGACAGUAGUCAGAACAACAGCUCUUCAGCGUCCUCUUCGAGCGGCUCAACGUCCAUUGGAGGAGAACGAGGAGGUGGAGAAGAGGCCACUUUAUCACGUCACGGUGAAAAAUCGCCAGCUGUCCGUUUCAUCCAUCUGAACGACGCUCAGGCUGGAGGAGACUCGUCGGAAGAAGGAACCAACACGACUGCAGCAAACGCCGGUGGCGCUGGCGGCCAGUCGCAAAGAAGCGCUGGACAUCAUCACAAUUCGGCCUUCCAGCAGCUGUUCCCACGAGCUAGAAAGCUUCUCCAAGAAUUGCCCGAAGCCGAAAUCCAGCGGUUGACCACAGCCGCUCGAGCCAAUAAUGCUCCGUCGUCCGUCUCGUCGUUCUCCUCAUCCAGGGCCGGCCUCACGUCUCUUAGCCAUCCGACCGACUCCGGCACCGACACUACCGACGCACCCGACCUCAAGUACGAAAAGGCUUUACGUGUUGGCGAAGUGACAGAAGACUCGGAGGAAAGCCAUCCGCCAACUGGAGGAGCGUCCGCUGCUGCCGCCGCCAGAUUAGGGGUGCAAUAUUCUGCGGAUUACUACCAAAUGAUCAAGCGGAUCCGAUCGGCGUCUGCCGCUGAAAAUGCCAGACAUCAACGAAGAACGGAUGCCACUCCGCCGACGGCUGCGGAUUCUCUUGUCGAACGGCUCAAAUGGCUGACGACGACGGAUGUCGAGGACGACGUGGCCGAUGAUUCGCGCGUUGCAGAGGAGAGGGAAGCGGCCGACGGCGGAAGCGAUCUGGAAAUGGCGGCCAUGCAACUGGCGGCCUACGCUUCCGUUCCGGUCGAGAAUGUGGAACAGAGCCAGGAGGCGGAUGCCGCCGAAGACAAUCAACACCAACAGACAUCGUCUCUAAGGUCAACAGCAGAAGCGUCUUCCGGAACUGGUGAAGCGGCCAACCCUUCGGCCGCUUUAACCAAAUCCGCCAAAUCCAGUGCGGGCGGCAAUGAAAAGAGCACGUACAGAAAACUGAACGAGCUCUUCUUCCGGACGAAAUCGAAGGACAAGAAUAAAGACGCUAAUAAAUCAUCGAAUGCGGCACUGAAUCGCAGUUUCUCUCCUCCACCUCCGGCGGAAGUGGAGCCAAAGAUGAAACCGUCCAAGAAACAACAGCAACCGCACCUCAUUCACAUUGUUGGAUUGUCGGGCAAAUGCUCUUCCUCCUCCCCCGUGUCGGCCAGUGCCUCUUCCGGCGCCUCCGGAACAGAGACGCUAGGCCGGAUACCCAACGUCGUUCCAACGGUGGAUCACGUUUACCGGGCGGCCGUCGAUUUGGUCACGCGCAAUUCUACCACCCACCAGUUAAAUCAUCCCGCCGCGAUGGUCCAUUCCGGCGUCGUCAUCCAGGGCCCUUCCAGCAACGAUUCCUACAGUCUGGAUGACAUUGAUGCCGCACUCCAUGCUCAAAUGUCCGCUAACGCUUCUUCCUCCGGCGUGGCGACGGAAGCGAUGCCCCCUCAGUGUAUGUAUUUGUUGCCGGCCAGCCAUCGAAUUCCGGAAGACUCCCGCGACGAGACGGGCGGAUCGCGGAGUUCGGGCAGCUCAGGCGACAGCGGAUUGGGUUUGAGCUCGCACGAUACUAGUCUGACCGGAAUGUCCGACACGGCAACGGACACCGGAUGCGUCCAGGACGAGCUUCAAGCGUUUGUCCGGCAGGACGCGACUCAAGGCCGGAUCGAUCGCAUUAAGAAACGCUACAGCGCCGCCCUGGAGCCGGACGAGGCGGAGGAUUACGGUUUCUUGAGGAGACCGUCGGUGCGCGGAAUCAAGACGAGGUUCGGAUCCACUUCGGAGAUAAUCCAGCAAAUGCAGGCUCAAUUGGCCGGCCCUAUGCCUGCAGUUUCGGCCGCUAGAGCGACGGGACAGACGCACGUCAACUGGUCAUCGUAUGCGGAACAGAGUUCCAUCCAGGCGGAAGCUUUGCUGGAUCCUCGCGAGAAACGGAGAUCGGCCAUGAUGGCCAUGUCCAAUUCGGUUCAUCUUCCAGCUCUUCCCGAAGAUGCCGGCUACUUCCAUCAACAGCAUCAGCAGCUGAUACACAACGCCGCAAGGGCCGCCCAGACGGCCAAUGUGAUGGCAUCCAAUCGACCGGCUUCCGUCAUGAACAUUUACGGUUCAACGGGCGACUUGUACCAGCACCUGAGGGCUCCUGUGAGGCCCGUCAUGGUCCGCCAUCCUCCAUCCACGUCUUCCUCCGCCAUGGCUGGAACUCAUCCAGCCCAACUGCUCGAGAGAACGUCCUCUGUUUCUUCCGUAUCUUCCGCUAUGGAUGCCAGUUCUGUUUACGGCACGAUUCGCAGGCAGCCGCCUCAAGUGAUGCAUCCAUCGUACGCUCAUCCGGAUUCUAUAUCGCCCACUCGAGAUUACGCCCCGGCCGUCAUGAUGCAGCACAUGCAACAACAGCAUCACCUCCAGCAGCAACAGCAUCACCAGAUGCCCCUGCGGAUGACCGUCUCCACACCCGGUGCACCUUACGCGACUAAUCCGCAACAACAACAACAACGACCCGUCUCUCAGCAGAUGACGGCCGGAUCGAUCGCCUAUUAUGCCACUGCCCAAGAUUACGCGUUACAACAGCAACAGUUCCAGAUGCAGCAACAACAUCAACAACAUUACGUUUACGCCACGCUUCCGGGUAAACGCCAAUCGCCCUAUGGAGUUCCGGCUCCUAUUCCCAUCUCUGCCGGCUCUCAGGUGGUCACCGGUGCUCCGACUGUGCUGGAUCCGACUCGCUAUCGCCAAGUCUUGCCGCCCAUGACGUCCCAGGUGACCCUCAGGCCGUCAUCCGCAUUGGCAGACCCUCGCUAUUCGUUGGCCGUCCACAGUGGUCACCUCCAACCUCCUCAUCCUGCUUCGCAACAACAACAACAACCGACAGCUUCGACGUUGAAAGAUGAACGCGAAGGCCCGGAAGGCGCUAGCUCUUCGCCAGGUUUGACGCACCACGACGUCAAUAUGUAAUAUCAUUUGAAAAAAAAGGAAGAGGAGGGGCUUUUCCAUUCUUGAUGGAUGUGAAUUCCGGAGAGAGAGCGUAUUCUAAAGUUAGAAAAGCCGAGACAAAACAACGAUGAAAAUGGACCCAGUUUUCCCCCAGCGCAUAGAUAAUACGGCUCGCCAUCUUUAAAAGACUAACAAUAACAAGUAGGGCGAGGCUUUUAAAAGAGCGCGUGUUGCGAUUGUUUUAACUGACGUCAUUUCGUUCUUGGAACAAGUGAGGUGAACGUCAGUUAAGAGAAACAAAUAACGUGAUCUUUUGUGUGUGUGUGUGUGUGUUUUCAGUGGGCGACCUUGUUAUUAUUUUUCGCGUGUUUUUUUUUUUUGGGGGAGGGGAAUCGGGUCUGUUGUUUAAUUCAAAAUCUGAUUGCGCACACACGCAGCUCCCACACACGAAAAUGGAUUGAAAAAAAAAAAUAGGUUUCUUCUUCGUCUGAUUUUUUCGUUCAUUUUCUCGUGAAUUUGGUACCUGCAAACGAUUCUAGUUUCAAAACAAAUCCAAAUAAAAAUUCAAAGGUGACGACGACACAAGUAAUUUAAAGAAUGUAAAAAAAAAAAAAUAAAUAAAAAGUAUUUACGCAGAAA